GAGGGAGCAAUCAUCAUUCAGAGAUGGAUGAUAAUGUUUGUAAAAAGUUGAAGCAUGUAAAGCAAUUAAUCAUGAGAUAAGCUUGUGGGUAUUUUAUUUUUCUUUAAAUUUUGUAAUGCAGUUUUUCAUGGUGAAGGCUAAUUAAAGUCUAUAGCUUUCAAGAUUUGAGUUGGUUGGGGCGCCAUUGAAGUAAUGUCCAACCAACGGAAAGUGCAAGUCAAAUGGUUGAACAACAAGGUAAUGAAUGUAGCCAAGCUGUGGAGAUUGUGGCCCACAAGCAAAUGACCUUUCAAACUUCGCAAAGCCGCAACUAGGCAUGGAGCCUGUUCAGACUAAUAAUUAUUAAUAACAGUAAUGGCAAGUGGGUUGAUAAAGAAGCCUUCUUGUCUUUCUGUCACCCAAAGUUGUUUGCCUAAUAGGCUCCCAUUUCCACAAGGAAAAACGUUGCAGAAAUUUAGGUAAUGGUAUUUAAUUAUAUAAGUAAAUAUUGUUAUCAAAUAAAAGACUUUGGAAGAAUAAAUUCAAUAGAUAUUGUUAUAUCAUGGUGGUGGGGGUAGGUAUAGCUUGUGAACACGUUUUGGCUCUUAAGAAGAUAAUAGAGGAUUUAUUUAUUUAGAAUGUGAUGAACGAGGAACAAAAGGAGAUUUGACAACAUUAGUUGAGGAGUUGGAAUUUGACUUCCAAUUUUCAUAGUUUCAGUUGCAUUCGUUGCCUUGCAGUACAAGAUAUCAGAAUUGAGUUCAAAUUCAGACAAUCAGAACUAAGUUCUAUUUACCCCAUAUAAUAAUUAAAAAAAAUUGUAAUUGAUGAUCCGUUAGAACAAAGCAGAAGACUUAUGAAGGGAUUGAAUAGUUGACAAUUGUUCUGGUUUACUUGGCAGCUAAUAAUUUAGACUUUAAAUAUAAAAGACAAGUCAAAAUUCUAAUAUUCCAGCUAAAUAGUGAAAAUUUAAGAUUUUUCUUCAUAAUUUUUUCUUCCUUUAUCAAUUUUAAUCAUUUGUUUAAAUUUCAAAGCUGCCAAACUGUACUAAUUAAUGCACGUUGAUAUCUCACAUGAGAACAGGAAAAGCUGUGUAUAUGGUAUUUCUUUAUGAUCUCUUUCUAAUGGCAAAGUUAUAGAAAACAGAAAAUGAAUUUGACGAUCACAGCAGAAGAACUAAUUAUACUUUAUUCUUAAUUUUCUGUUUAUUAUUAUAUUAUAUUUUCAAUUUUUAUCAGUACUUUAAUAAUCAAAAGUGUUCAUAUGCUUGGCUCUGCUUCAACUUCUCAUAUAUGUCCAUUUUCCCACCUGGGUUUUGUCGAGAUAAGCUUCUCUUGCAAUGCGAUUUUUUUUUUUUUUUUGAGAGCUGAGAAGCUCCAAAAUACACUUGCUUUGGUUUCUCCGAAGACCUGUCUGUAAUUCUUCUAUACGAUAAUGAUUUUCUGCAAUAAUUAAGGUUUUUCCAACUGCAAUAUUCUCAAGCUUAACUUUGAACUGUUAUCAUUAGCCAGGUUCAAAACCUUAUAUAGAUAAUGACUCAAUUUCUAUACUACUUUUAACUGAACCCUGGAAUCAUCCUCUACAUAUGCCUCGGUGUGAAUUGACGAUAACGAGGUAUUGAACAUCUGAAACAUAGGUUGUGUCUAUGAUGAAUAGGCACAAAACUUAGGAAACUGUGAAAGAAAUGUCGGCUUCUGAUCAACCAAAACAAAAUGAGUCAAUACUGUAAGAUGAUUCUGUGCCUGUGACUUGACACACUCUUUAAAGAACUUAGCAAAAAAAAAAAAAAAAAAAACUUAUCAAACGAUUCAUUUUGAUCAAGUUAUAGUCAGUUUCUGAAGAUCCAACAAAGAAAUCCAGGAUACCGACAUGCGGAUAAGGAAGUUUGAACUGUUCUUGAAGGCACUGACACAUAUUACUGUGUUUCUCCUGAUCACAGAAUGUCUUGGGAAAGAGUUGUCUGAAACUGAAGCUUUUUUCAAGUUCAUCAGAGCUGUUGAUCCCCAAAAUGUGCUACAAGAAAGCUGGAAUGGGACAGUGCCGCAUCCCUGCUCAAAUAAGUGGAAGGGCGUCAACUGCAAUUUGCAGACUAAUACUAUAGCAGAAAUCAGGCUUGAAAAUUUGUAUCUUAGUGGGAUAAUUGAUGCAGAUUCCCUUUGCAAGCUCCAAAAUCUUCAGGUUCUAAGCUUAGCAAAGAAUCUCAUCCAUGGAAAUAUUCCUCAUUCAAUUUCAAAAUGCAGAAGCAUCACGUAUUUGAAUUUAAGCAGCAAUCUUUUGACUGGGAGAGUGUUUGUGGAUCUAACCAAGUUGAAACAUCUCCAGACUUUGGACAUCUCUCGCAAUCAUUUUACAGGUGCUAUCCCUCUUUCCAGACAGGGAUUCAAGGAUCCAGAUGAAGAUGUCAUGAAACAAAGUGCAACUCAGACAUAUAAUCUUCGAAAAUUGUUAAGGGCCGUGGAUCAUGAAGCUGUGGGUGAUAGCAGCACGGAUUAUGGUGAUUCGGAGCCUCCAAUUGGUAGUGAACCUGCAGAUUCUGGCAAAAACCCAUGGUACAAGCAACUCUUUGAAUUGAUGCCAUUUAUUCUUGGCAUUGCUAUUGUCAUCUUGUUCUUCGUGGUGGUCUACUUUGUGACUAGGAAUGUUUCAGAAGCGGCCAAAGAGAAGGAGAUCCUGAAAUCUCUAGCACAUUCUCCUAAGAAUAGUCCUCCACCUGUGCACAAAGAAGAUAUAAUAAAGCCUGAUGAAGAAGGACGUUCAGAGCUUGUGUUCUUUGUUGAAGAGCAAGAAACUUUCAAAUUGGAUGAUCUCUUUGAAGCCACAGCUGACUUACGGAGCCAGACCCUUUACAGCAGCCUUUAUAAGGUGACACUCAAGAACAAUGCUGUUUACGCUGUCAAAAGAUUGAAGAAACUGCAGGUUUCCUUCGACGAGUUUGGCCAAAUCAUGAAGCAAAUAGGGAACUUGAAACAUCCAAACAUUCUACCUCUGGUUGGCUACAAUUCUACCAGUGAAGAAAAACUUCUAAUCUACAAGUAUCAAAGCAACGGAAGCCUUCUAAAUCUGCUAGAGGACUACAUCGAGGGCAAGAAGGUGUUCCCAUGGAAACUUCGUCUGUCUAUAGCAAGCGGCAUUGCAAAGGCCUUGGAUUUCAUCUACCAGAAUAAAUUUCACAACAAGGGGACAAUUUCUCAUGGAAAUAUCAAGUCUUCAAACAUACUCCUGGGCGAAAACGACGAACCUCUAAUCAGCGAGUACGGCUUUACAAAAUUUCUAGACCCGACGAAAGCUUCCUUGUUUUCAUCCAACGGCUACACAGCACCUGAGAAAACAUCAUCAGAGCAAGGAGAUAUAUUCAGCUUUGGGAUAAUUCUUCUCGAGCUACUAACAGGAAAAACAGUGGAGAAAAGUGGAAUUGAUCUUCCUAAAUGGGUGAGGUCCAUGGUGAGAGAAGAAUGGACAGGAGAAGUUUUUGACAAGGAGGUUAACAAUGCUGCAAGAGAAUCUGCAUUUCCUCUGUUGAAUAUUGCCCUGAAAUGUGUAUCAAAUAAAGCCGAAGAUCGACCAUCUAUGGCAGAAGUGAUGGAGAAGAUAGAAGAAAUAGUGAAUGUACAUGAUGAUGUGUCUAUUUCAUCCAUGGCUUCUCUAGAAUCCAGCCCACAGGAUUGCUGUUUACUUCACACUGUCAUCCCUGAAACCUGGGACACUCCAGGCUCAAAUUAUUAAUGUAUUGGUGCAGUGUUUUUGUUUGGUGUAGUUUUUUUGUUAUGCAUGAAGGCCUUGAAUGCUAGAAUCUAAUAAACUUACUUGUUUCUGUAUAAGCCUUUACGCAAAGGCUGAACCAAUGUGCAUAGUUUUUCUUUUCUUUUCUUUUCUUUUCUUUUCUUUUCUUUUUGUAACUUGUAAAAGCUUAA
Molecule: messenger RNA, 3890 nt
Organism: Manihot esculenta (cassava)
Lineage: Eukaryota; Viridiplantae; Streptophyta; Magnoliopsida; Malpighiales; Euphorbiaceae
Product: putative inactive receptor-like protein kinase At1g64210
Exons: 2
Coding region: 1849-3702 (617 amino acids)
Biological process (GO): protein phosphorylation
Molecular function (GO): protein kinase activity; ATP binding; protein binding
Source: RefSeq, a predicted model, not a curated record